Molecule: messenger RNA, 1596 nt
Organism: Aphidius gifuensis
Lineage: Eukaryota; Metazoa; Arthropoda; Insecta; Hymenoptera; Braconidae
Gene: Y-f
Product: protein yellow-like
Exons: 6
Coding region: 104-1315 (403 amino acids)
Cellular component (GO): extracellular region
Source: RefSeq, a predicted model, not a curated record
AUAUAAGUCCCACUUACUGGCUAACAGUCAUUCACAGUUCAGCCGUUCUCCAACAAACCUUAUAUUUAUUUUCCAGACAAAACGUUUCAGGGACAAAUUAAAAAUGAAGAUUGUAAUUUUAUUACUUUCUGUUGUUGCAACAAUAAAUUGUGAUCAAUUUAAAACUGUAUUUUCAUGGAAACAAGUUGAUUAUGAUUUUUUAAAUGAUUCAAUGCGUGAAUCUUAUAAAUCAUCUGGUAAUUUUAUACAAGAAAAUAAUGUUCCACUUGGUUUAAAUGUUUGGGAAGAUAAGCUAUUUAUAACAGUACCAAGAUGGAAGAAAGGAGUACCAGCAAAUUUAAAUUACAUUAGUCUUUCAAAAUCAGCAAAUAAUACAUCACCACUUUUAACUCCAUAUCCUGAUUGGGAAAGUAACGAUAUUAAUUCACCAGAUGGAAUUGUUAAUAUUUUAAGAGUAAGAAUUGAUGCUUGUGAUCGUCUUUGGGCUGUUGACAGUGGUGUUGAUGAUAUACUAGGUGAAUUUAAUCAAGUUAAACCAAAACGACUUAUUGCCAUUGAUUUAAAAACCAACAAGAUAAUUUUGAAGUAUACAUUCAAGGAUAGUGACAUUCAACCAAGGACAUUUUUUGCAGACACAGUUAUUGACGUUGAUCCUUCAAAAUGUGAUGAUGCUUAUGUUUACAAUUCUGACCUUGGUGCUUAUGGUCUUGUUGUUUAUAGCAUGGCAAAAAAUGAAUCUUGGAGAAUAAAUCAUAAUUAUUUUAAUUUUGAUCCUCUAAAUGGUAAUUUUAAUGUUAGUGGAUUUACUUUCCAAUGGACUGAUGGUAUUUUUGGACUUGCAUUGAGUUCACCAAAAGAAGAUUCAUCAAAAACACUUUACUUUCAUUCAAUGGCUGGUGUUAAUGAAUUUUCAGUUUCAACAAAUCUCAUUAAAAAUCAAACAGCUUUAGCUGAACGUGAUUCAUGGAGACAAUUUCAUGUUGUUGGUAAUAAAGGACCAAAUACACAAGGUACAUCAUCAAUGAUGGAUCUUGAAACUGGCAUUAUUUAUUUUACACAAGUCAAUAAAAAUGCUGUUGCUUGUUGGGACACUAAACUUGAUCUCAAUGCUGAUACAUUCAAAACUGUUGCACAGGAUGAUGAAAAAUUAGUAUUUCCAAAUGACAUUGUCAUUGAGCCAAAAUCCAGAAAAUUCUAUUGUCUUUCAGAUAAUUUGCCAUUGUUGCAUUUUGGCAAAUAUAAUCCAGAUAUUUUCAACUUCUAUGUACAUGUUUCUUCACUUGAUGAUUUAACUACCACUUGCAGAGCUAAAUAAUAAAUAAAACAAAAAUUAAUUAAAAUACGCUCAAAGAGAAGAAAAAAAUAAGGAUUUUAAUCUUGAUGUUAAUUAUAUCAUAUGUUGUUUGUAUGUUUCUUUAUUUAAACUUGCAUUUUUAGUAAAUUGCAUGUUGAUAUUUAGAGACACACAAACAGCAAUGUAUUUUAUUGUAUAACUUGACAUACUAUGUAUUUUUUUUUGUUCUUGUUUUAUGUGGUUACUUAAGGGUUUGUUUAUUUAUAAAAAAUUAAAAAAAUUAAAAAAAAAAAUUGACUUUA